Molecule: messenger RNA, 5025 nt
Organism: Orussus abietinus
Lineage: Eukaryota; Metazoa; Arthropoda; Insecta; Hymenoptera; Orussidae
Product: golgin subfamily A member 7
Exons: 3
Coding region: 409-873 (154 amino acids)
Biological process (GO): peptidyl-L-cysteine S-palmitoylation; protein targeting to membrane
Cellular component (GO): palmitoyltransferase complex
Source: RefSeq, a predicted model, not a curated record
ACAUCUCUCAUCUCUGGCGUGAACCUUCUUCGUCAUCUUCGGCUAUGUAAACAAGGACUAAACGAACAUGGUAUAAACCAGGAAAUGGGCUAGUAAAGCACCCAACCUCGAAAAAUCGCGUUCGUUGGGUCGUUUGCUGUUCACUUUGGUAGGAAAUCAGGAAAUCGUAACCUGUCUACUCGGUUCGCGCUUGGCUCUCCCUAACAGUACGUCUCAGCUCGAACUCCUUCCGCUUGCGUUCACGUCUCUCUGCGGCUUUACCUUUGCCUGGUGUUAUCUAAUUAGAAAAUGGCAUUUCUCAUAUUUCUGUAGAAAUUUUGAGUGUUACCCGGGGACGUUGGAAUUAACGUCCGAUGAGUACAUGUCUACUUGCUUUAUCUUCGUUCCACCUGCACGACGACGGUCAAAAUGCCUUUGAGUAAUCACGCAGUACUUACGCCGUUAGAAGAUAUGUCGUUAGGACGAGGACAAGGAGGAGGAGGACCGCCUCAGAAUUGUCAAAAAGUCUUCAUACAACGCGAUUACAGUGAAGGUACAAUGGUCAAAUUUCAAACUCAGUUUCCUACAGAACUCGGAGACAGACUGGACAGACAAACGUUCGAACAUACAAUCAACCAGCUGAACAACUACUUUGCAGAAGCUGAACGAGCUAGUUGCUCGACCUACUGCGAAGGGUGCCUGGCAUGUUUAACCGGUUACCUUAUUUAUAUAUGCACUGAAACUCAUUAUGAGAAGUGUUUGCGGAAGGUAGCAAAAUUUGUAUGCGAACAAAACGACCGAGUUUACAGGCCACGGGGAUUGUUAAUAACGGACCCGACUACGCGCGGUCUUAGACUAAUAGAAAUAUCGGUUCUGGAUAGGCCUGCAUCGUGACUGCAUGUCAGCCGAUCCACGGAAUUCUUCAUGUGACACCAAUGUCUAUGCAUUUUUGCCAUUUCGACAUUGCCUAAUCGCGAGCAUAAUCACCACGCAAACGUUUUGUCUCUUCCUCUCCAGUCUUUUCCGACGACCAGCCUUCUCCAGCGAAUUUGGGAAAAGUCCGUGAAGGGCCCGGUUAUACAUCCCUUUACUUAAUUUCAUUUUUCUCGCCUCUCCCCAUCGAUUGCGGAUAAUUUGUACAGUGUUCACUUUGAACCCGCGAUUUGACAUCACAACUUUCCGGGAAGCUAAUCGAGGAGGAAAUGAUUCCAUAGAUUUUCAAAUGAUCGGCGUUUUCUUGUCGAAGCGAAGACUUUGAAACUUAACGCUAACAGUCUCGAAUCUGCGACUUAAAGGUGGCUUCAAACUUUCCAAUGUGAACGUGGAGAUUGUAAGGAAGGUUCUGACAGUCAUGAAAUUUCAAUUUUACUUUUUAAUUAGUUUAUAGACAUUUUUUAAAGUUUUUAUAAAAGAAAAACAUUUUUUUUAUCAAGGAGUUUCAAAGCGAAGCGGAUUACGGCGGUGCAUUAUCUAAAAGUAGCGAUUAACGAGCGAUUAACCCUUUGACAUCCGACGUCUACAAGAAUGAAAACCGUAGUGAAAAUCAGUGAUAGAAAGCUGUACUAAUAAUUAAGGUUGAUUGCCUAUUUAUUUAUCAUUGUAUAAAGAUUAUUUUGUAAUUAUCUGUAAAACUCGCUAGGACCCAAAGGGUCAAGACCUCGGCUGACAUCAGUUUCUUGGCGCCAUCUUUCUUUUAUUAAAAUGUGCAUUUCGCCUCAUUCUGGAGCGUCGUGGUGUUACUUUAGAUAUCAACAAUGAUGUAGAAUUCGGGGCUGAAAACGUUUGUUACAUUGUCACCGCGAUGACCACGCGGAAUGGAAUUCUAUGAUUUCCAGUGCGAGGGAUUUUCGGCACUUACCGUAACCGAGCGCAUCGGCGAUCGCUUUAAUUGGCAAAACUAGGGAAAUCGUGCAAAAGUUGCGUAGGUCAUUGUUCGCAUUUUGAACCCAUGGAUAGGCUGAGGGACGAAUUCUGUCGGCGAGGUGAAUCUAGGGGACCUCGAAGAGGACGUGGCGCGCGUUGCGAUCAGGGAUGCGAGACCUUGUCCUUCGAACUAUAAAUGCCUGCAAGGCCAAUCGUUUCCAAUUAGAUUUUAGAUACAUAAUUCAGAGUCCAGGGCUAUUAUUAAGGCGACGCGAAAGUGGCGCCAGAAAGGUCUCUUUCGUGAAACUUUUCUCCGAAGUGGGUGUACUGACUCGUUUCAAGCUUCCUCGUAGACGUGGAGGCCCUAGGAAGGUUCUGACACCGUGAAAUUUCAACUUAGACAUUUUUUUUCAAACACUUUUGGUAAAAAAUGAAAUUUCGUUGGUAGGGACCUUCCUUAAGGCUUCCACGUUUAUGUGGCCGAAUUUCGAACUAUUCGGUACGUCAAGUUUGCGGAAAAGUUUCAUGGACGAUUUUCACCUCUCGGCCAUGCCAUUUUCGUAUUGAGUUGGCGAAAGUCGAGAAGCUCUUUUCUCGAGUCUGCAACCUGGAUGGUCUGUAUCGGGUCUCGGAACGGGUUGCGGUGAUGCCGAUCUGUCGACCUGGUCUUGCUGGAAUCCAAUACAUAAGACUAGUCUUGCCGAGACGGACCAAUUUUUUCGAUUUGAUAAGAGACUCUAGGUCUGCAUCAGCGUUAAUAUGUGGGGCUGGUCGGAGCCACGAAGAGCUGAUGACGAAGAGACUGAUUUGGACAGGGUGUAGAUGCAGGACAGGCUUGACCCAGACCCGAUAUGGAUUCCGUUUACAUUACUUCCAGGUCAAUUGCAGAUUUUAUACGAUCCGCAGACUUUAGACGGAUUCUAUUAGGCUUUAAUCGACCUGUAGAUUCGACAUUUGUACCUUGACAUCAUCGGCUCGUAGGCACCCGACAGCAUUGGCCUAAUGCGUGUUAUGUAUGAUUUGUUCUCCCGAAGAAAUGUGCUCGCACGUUUGCGACCGGUAGAGUAUUUCAACUCGGUAGAUUAGGGUAAUGCUUGUAUUCGAAUCGGCUCGAAUCAAUUUUAUUGUAACUUGAGUUAUCGGUAUGCGACUUACGAGUAUGAGUGCGAAUCCGAGUUGCGAAUGUGACGGUGAGAUUGGGUUACGCGUGCGAGAACUUAACCGAGUUACCUGAUCGUAUAGAGAUACCGGCCGCGCGUUAAGGUGAUAUGUAUUAAUAUUUGGCGCGAAACUCUGUCGAGUUUCCUAAUAUGUAAGUGGCGUAUGAGGGGCCUGGUUUGUGAAACUUUUUUUAUGAACUGCGUAUACCGAAUCGUUUGACAUUUAUUUUCAUGAUCAUGAAGGCUAUAAAGGUCCUGCACCCAUGAAGUUUCAUUUUUUUUUUGGUUUAAAUUUGUUUACAGAUAUUUUGUAAUUUCUUGUGAAAAGUUAAAUUUCAUGGCUGAUUGACCAUUUAUAGGGCCUCCACAUUCACGCGGUAAAGUUUCAAACAAUUCAGCGCUUCUAGUUCGGAAAAGCUUCAUAAACAAUUGGCCUUUUACAUGCCACUUUCAUAUCACCUUAAGGUCGAUUCACUUAUCCGGCACGAUCGGGCACGUAUCAGUACCGAUCCGACAAAACAUUUCGUUUGUUCGGGUCAGCUGUACUUUCUGCACUUGAGUGUAAUGUACCGCACGCCAGAUACCUGAAGGAAAGUCCAGGAUGAAGUUCUUUAAUUUCCAUUGAACUAGUGUCAAGGGAAAUUUAAAAACAUAUAGGAUAGGUACAUUUACUUUAUAGUUUACGGUACCAGGUCGGGACCGAUAGACGUCGGACCGUGUCGGAUUAUAUGAUUCGUUUUUUAUCCCUUUACUGGAGUCGGUUUAUUCGCCAACUCGCGGUAAACUAGGCUCGUUGCGAUUUAAAACCCGAGUUGACGAUGCUUUCGAAUACGAGUAACUCGAGUCAAUAAAGUCUUCGACUCGUCAGGUCGUUUCUGCGCGUUCGGUUAUUUGGUUUACAGAAUCUAUAGCCGGCUGUAAACGACGGUGACUCGAGUGAAAAUAUCCGUCGUUUGGAAUUAUUACUGGAAGCGGCUGUAAUUGGUAGAAACUAAGCCCUUGUCGCCCAUCCCUGAGCGCAACCAACGUCGUCGACGAAUGCGGUAGCGUGAUAACGAGGACGCCUCGUGCUCUAAGGGGACGAUAACGAUCUUGCCAAAUACCGAAUAACCGAAUCACUGCCUGGACGGAUAGAUACGUUGUAAAUUGUAUUUAAUUGGCGCGUUCCUCUCGGGGACUUCGAGAAGGUCCAAAAUUCGAGGGCCAGCCCUCGGACAAAAGCGUGAGUUCUUCGACGUGCAGCUCGUCGCGGUAUCGCGGGUGGACCUAUAUCUACGCGCACGAAGUAUUAGGUUGGUGCACAAGUAAUGGCGCAUUUUGACACGUGACGUAACGUGCAAGAAAAAACGCCAUUAUGCAUCAACCCAAUAGUAUAAGGAGAUACAAUGCCAUGUCUUGAUAUCGUCCCCACUUUAGGAGUCCAAGAUCUUCAGAUUUUCCCGAUCUAGCGCCGAGAGCGCCUCCUCGAUGAGAUUCCAUAAUUAAAAAUUAUCGUCCGCUAACGGGUACGCUAGUCUUUACCGCGUUAAAAACCUUACAUUCUGUAUAUCAUAAGCGGAUUAUCGUUUCGCUCUGCGUACCUUAAUCGCAGAAUUAAAAGCAUUUCAGGUAGUUUACAUCGGUAGGAAAUGUUUUGGUCAUGGAGAACUCGGAGUUCCCUCAUUUUCCGCGAGUGGCGCUCGCAUCGUUACAUCAGGGAAGAUCUGAGAGAGCCUGGGUCCCGAUUCUGGGACCACUUUGUAUGGUACCGACAAUUGGCGUUGUGUCUCCUUAUGCUACUUCAUGUCCACGCGAAUCGUAAUACAUGGUAAAGUGGAAAAAAAAAGAUAAGGAAAACCUACAUAUUCUAGAUGAACCGCAUUACGAACUAUGUACAUAGGAUUAAUAUCGACUUCUGGGUUACGUUAAACGAUAGUAACAGAUUGUUAUAUUUAAUUUAAUAUUAAGACCAAAUAAUUAAGAGGUAAUUAUUGUAAACUAUACCGUCGUUCCAAUAUACUUUCUAAAUGUUUUAUUAAUAAAA